Messenger RNA from Zea mays, 3353 nucleotides. RefSeq lists its product as uncharacterized. Gene Ontology annotation, molecular function: protein binding; mRNA binding. The record is from RefSeq and is a predicted model, not a curated record. The transcript has 3 exons. The coding region runs from base 531 to 1073 and encodes 180 amino acids. NCBI's taxonomy places the organism in Eukaryota, Viridiplantae, Streptophyta, Magnoliopsida, Poales, Poaceae.
GGACCGAAGUCAGACGAUCUGAUCCGCCACGAGAACGCCCACCCCGACCCGGUCGCCAACUCGCCACCAUGCCCGCGCUCCUCCCGUCGUCUUUGACUCUUUCCCCUUUCCUCAAGCCUCCUUCCCCAACCCGAAGCCCCACCGCCUCGCCGCAGCCGCCACCACGAGUCCCGAGUCACCCAACGCGGCCCCCAAUCCCGGCAGCGUCCGCCUCCGCCGCCUCAUUGCCCGUGAGGACCUCGCCGGUGUCGCGCACCUCGUAGAGCGCUCCGUCUCCCGCGACGGGAGGCCCCCGACGUCUACCUCUGCACCAAGCUCAUCCGCAACCUCUGCCGCCGGGGCCGCACUCCCGACGCCGCCCGCGUGCUCCUCACCGCCGAGGGCUCCGGGUCCCCCGUCGACGUCUUCGCCUACAACACCCUCGUCACGGGUUACUGUCGGUACGACCACCUCGACACCGCGCGCAGGCUCAUAGGGUCCGUGCCCGUCGCGCCAGAUGCCUAAACGUACACGCCACUGAUCCGUGGGCUAUGCGACAGCGGCAGACCGGUAGGGUCGCCGACGCGCUCAGCCUGCUCGACGAUAUGCUCCUCUGCGGGUACCAGCCCAACGUCGUACGCUACAUUGUGCUCCAGGAGGCCAUGUGCAAGAACAGUGGGUUCGAGCAGGCCAUGGCAGUCCUUGACGAGUUGCUUGCGAAGGGAUGCACACCCAACAUCGUCAUGUACAAUGUCAUCACCAAUGACGUGUUCAGGGAAGGCUGCGUUGAUGAUGCCAGGGAGAUCUUGAAUAGAUUGUCCUCUUACGGUUACGGGUUCCAGACCAACACUGUUAGCUAUACCACCCUCCUGAAGGGCUUAUGCGCUUCUAAGCGGUGGGAUGACAUUUUGGAGUUCUUUGUCGAGAUGAUGGAGAAGAACUGCAUGCCAAACGAGGUGACAUUUGACAUGCUAAUCAUAUUCUUUUGUCGAGUAGGUUCCUACGGGUGCAAUCCAGAUACCAUUAGCUAUACCACGGUCCUAAAGGGCUGGUGUCAUGCUGAGCGAUGGAAUGAUGCCAACGAACUUUUGUAAGAGAUGGCAUGUAACAAUUACUACCCUCCAAACGAGGUAACAUUCAAUACAUUUAUCUGCAUCUUGUGCCAAAAGGGGUUGAUCGAGCAAGCUAUUAUGGUUACUGAGAAAAUGUCCGAGCAUGGCUAUAUAGUGGGUGUUGUCACAUACAAUGCUCUUGUAAAUGGAUUCUGUGAGCAAGGUCAUAUUGACAGUGCCCUAGAACUGUUUCGCAGCAUGCUCUGCAAACCCAAUACCAUCACACACUACUUUGCUGACAGGCUUGUGCAAUGCUAAAUAGUUAGAUGCUGCUGCAGAUCUCGUAGCUGAAAUGCUUCGUAGGUAUUACCCUCCGAGUGACUUUCAAUAUGAUGUACUUGCGAGUUUUUUCUGCCAAAAAGGAUUUCUUGAGCAAGCAUUUGAGCUCGUUGAGCAGAUGAUGGAGCAUGGUCGCACCCCCUAACCUGAUCAGAUAUAAUACAUCACUUGAUGGGAUUACCAAGGGUUGUAGUUCAGAAGAUACCUUGGAGUUGUUGCAUGGCUUGGUCAUCAAGGGAGUAUCGCCAGAUGUCAACAUUUUCUUCAAUCAUCGGUAUCCUCUCAAAAGAAGAUAGAGUGGAAGAGGUCAUUCAAAUGUUAUCUCUCAAAAGAAGAUAGAGUCGAAGAGGUCAUUCAAAUGUUUCACGUAGUGCAAGAUAUUGGAAUGAGACACAAAGUUGUGGUGUAUAACAGGAUACUACAUGGUCUCUAUAGAAGAUGUGAAAUAGAUAAUGCUAUCAACUUUUUUCCUAUAUGGUAUUCAAUGGAUGCAUGCCCAAUGAAUCAACCUAUAUUAUACUUAUUGAAGGCCUUGAUCAUGAGGGUUUGUUGAAGGAGGCCCAAGAUCUACUGAGCGUGUUGUGUUCAAGAGGAGUUGUAAGCAAAGACUUAAUAGAAGAGUAACACUAAGGUUGACGACCAAACUGUGCAUACCCUUUGGGUCCUGAAAAUCCUGGCAUUAAAUGCUUAUUCGUUAUUCACAGUGAGUCGAUUGAUAGCCUCGUGUCAUUCAAGGUGCAGUGUUUCAUGUAGAUGGUUGUUUGAGGGCCCAUAACAUCUCGUACGAAGGAAUCUUGACAAUGAACCUCAUUUAGAAGAGUCGACCAAUGAGACCAAGAGACAAAUCUGGAGUGAAGCACAAGAAAACAAGAUUGGUGCUCAUCAUGGUUAUUAAAACGGUAAAACCUUAAAACGUUAUGAACCAACUUUUUAACAUUUAAACGUUUAAACGAACGUUGAAACGUCUUUUCAGACUUCACAUAGAAGUUCAAAUAUAAAAUAAGUUCAUACAUAAGUUGAGUACUUGAGUUCACAAACCAAAUUGAAAUUCACUGUGAGCAAUAUGGUUGCACAAUCAGUAGUUCAGUACUCACCAAUAUGGUUGAGCAAAUAGAGAUUGACUGAUUCACUGUGAGCAAAAUCAGUACUCACCAAAUGAUCAAAUGGAGAGCAGUGGAGGUGGAGGAUGGCUGGCUGCUAGUGCUGGUCUUGGGCGCUGGCAGAGUGGAGCCGCAGAGGAUGGCUGGCUGGUUGCUGGUCUUGGGUGCAGAUCUGCUGUGGGGUAGGCGGCCAGCGGUGGUGCAGGUCUGCUGUGCCUCCACGGCCGGCGGUCAGCUGUGCCUCCACGGUCAGCGGCCGGCUUUGCCUCCGCGGCUGAGGAGAGGAGAGACGCGCCGGAGAUGUUGGAGGAUAGGAGGGAGGAGGGCGGUGGCGCCAGCUGAGCCGUUGGAGCCAGGAGAGGAGAGACCGAGAGAGGAGGGCGACGGCCGGCUGAGCUGUUGGAGGAGAGGAGAGACCGAGAGAGGAGGGCGGCGGCCAGCUGAGCCGUUGGAGGAGAGGAGAGAGGAGGGUGGCGUGCGUCCAACACCUAGAGGAAAACCUAAAGGCCCAGGAAAGGCCCAGAACGGGUAGAACGUCCUCAGCACGCAUAAAACGUCCUAAAACGCGAUUAGGACGCUUAAGCGACGCUUAAACGCUCGAAACGGACGUUCUACGCGGCUUACCUAAAACGCUUGGACGUUCCAACUGCUAAUCACGUUUUAACGCUUAAACGACGCUUAAACGACGUUUAAGCGACGUUUUAAUAACAAUGGUGCUCAUAGAUUUCAUACUGUCGCAGUAACGAACACAAUCAACAUUUUCUUAGCUGACACUUGCUAAACUGCCAGCAUUGUGCUUACAAUGAUUGUGUUUUUUCUUUCAUGUGGAAUUGACAUUUCACAUGUGUGCGGUUGCUUUUCCGUUCAUUGAAGAAUGCAGAUA